GGCGCAGCAUGAAGUUUCUCGUUUUCAUCGCCUCCGUCGUCAUUUUUGCGACUCUGCAAACAGAGGCCAAGCAUUCUUUUGAUGGGCAGUACCGAGUUUUCAAACUGCGUCACAACGACUUCUUGGCAAAACAAGCGAGCCAAGCCAUUCGACCAAUCCAAGAAAAGUGUAGCUUUUCCGGCAGAAACAGGAGCCAUACUCGGGAAGCAAUGCAAGUAAGAUGCACCAACGACUUUUCGGAGGAAAACAGGAACAACUUGAUCAGUUCUCCAAAGUGCAAUACUUGGGAGGAACGUUCCACUAGGCGCAUUUUAAAGAAGCAAAAGUCCUGCGUGUCCAAGCGGAAGUUCACCUACGCAAGGAAAACCAAGAUGGCACUUAUGCAGCUCAUGCAUAUCUGA
Messenger RNA from Neocloeon triangulifer, 401 nucleotides. RefSeq lists its product as uncharacterized. Bases 9 to 401 code for a protein of 130 amino acids. The record is from RefSeq and is a predicted model, not a curated record. NCBI's taxonomy places the organism in Eukaryota, Metazoa, Arthropoda, Insecta, Ephemeroptera, Baetidae. The transcript is spliced from 3 exons.